CCGCCACUGGAAUCAGCUGAUUCGCACAUGAGAUUCCUCGUGUCUCGUGUUAUUGUUUACUUACCGUGUGAAUUUUUGCUAUUUUAGAUUAUUUUAUCCACAAAUCCUUAUGGUGUCUUUCUUUAAUUGAAGGAAAGGGUACAUUACAAUCCAAGUGACAAGAUUACCCACAAAAAUAGUGCUCCCGGAAGUUAAUCUUAGAGAAAAUUAAGGUUAAAUUUGAGGUUUUCAUUUCGAGUGUUAUAUAAAUUCCCUGAAAAUGAUACUAUUCAGGAAGUUCCUUAUCGGAUCCUCAUUGACGCUUACGGGAUUCUUCGCUGGCUCCCUUUUAGAACGAAGACGAAAGGAUGCAUGCAAGGAAACGCAUUCCCUGCAGCUUCCGGGGCUUUUUGACGCAGUAUACGCUGCUACUCCUGUCUCAGUACCAGACAUUGCAUCCCCAAAAGGUGUCACAAGCAGCCGAGUGAGUCAGAUCAUGAAAUACGGCUUUCCGGGAUUUGACCAAAUCCGUUCCUUUGAUGACUACGUAUUGUCCUACGAUCGCCGCAACCGUGUGGCUCAUUGGGUAUUUGAGCACCUCACAGCAGACUUAGUUAAGCACAAUCCCGAUGUGGAUCGGGCUAAGUGUGACUUCAAGCCAGACGAUACCAUUCAUCCCUUCUUCCGGAGUGAGAACAGUGACUACAAACACUCGGGCUUCGACCGGGGACAUCUGGCUGCUGCUGGAAAUCACAAAUCAAUCCAAAAGCACUGUGAAGAUACCUUUUUCCUCAGCAACAUGGCUCCACAAGUCGGAAGUGGCUUCAACCGGGAUGCCUGGAACAAGCUCGAGAAGUAUGUGAGGAAACUCACCAAGAAAUACAUCAACGUCUAUUGCUUCACGGGACCUCUGUAUUUGCCACGAAAGGAGAAUGAUGGAAAAACUUAUGUCAAGUAUCAAGUGAUUGGGAACAAUUCAGUAGCUGUCCCUACGCACUUCUUCAAGGUAGUGGUUUGCGAGCGGAGCGAUGGGAAGCUGGAGAUGGAGGCCUACGUGAUGCCUAAUCAAGUGAUCAACAAUGAAACAUCCCUGACCAUGUUUCAAGUACCGCCGGAAACAAUAGAGAGAGCUGCAGGACUUUUAUUCUUCAGUCAAGUGAAUAGAAAGGCUCUCGUGAGCAUCAAUGGGAAGAGCGUUUGAGGAAGUAAAAUCAAUUUUAACAGAAUUGUAAGUAGACUGCCUUGUGCAAUUAUGAAGUUCUUUUGAGGGCUCCUAGAACUGAAAGCUUGAGUGAUUCAAUUUAAUCAAGUAUUAGAAUGCCUUCUUAACUUCCCUGGCAAUCGUCAAACAACCUAAUACCUUACAAUUUAUCAGUAUGUACGAGGAUCCUCCUCAAAAUCGUUAGGCAGAUCAAUUAUUAGCAUAAUGAAAAGCUGCAUGAAGCAUAUGCUUCAUUGGGUUAAAAGUGAAACUUCGCACCUUUGCAAUUAAAAUGGCCAAACAAAAAACUUAAGUUUUCAGUUCCAUGAGCCCAAAUUGUAUAUUGAAGAAAGUUUUCGGAUCAACUGGCUCAGUUUUUUUUAUGUUUUAUGUUUUGUGUAUGAAUUUUUUUUAUUUUAAAAUUUUGAAAAAGACUCCGUAGCAUUUUUUAAUUUUAUAUGAGUUUCAAAACUUUUUUUUUCUAAUCACACAUUAAAAAUUCUGAGCCUUCCGAAAAUAACACGAAGUUAGUAAAAAUUGUAGAGUACCCACCUCUCAAGUUAGAAAUUUUAUACUGAAUAUCUAACGAUAUUUUAGGAUUAGGAUAUUUUAAAGAAUAAAUUGUUUAUUGAUGAAC
Phlebotomus papatasi is the source of this 1817-nucleotide messenger RNA. RefSeq names its product endonuclease G, mitochondrial (gene EndoG). NCBI's taxonomy places the organism in Eukaryota, Metazoa, Arthropoda, Insecta, Diptera, Psychodidae. Gene Ontology annotation, biological process: apoptotic DNA fragmentation. The coding region runs from base 260 to 1180 and encodes 306 amino acids. Gene Ontology annotation, cellular component: nucleus; mitochondrial inner membrane. The transcript is spliced from 2 exons. The record is from RefSeq and is a predicted model, not a curated record. Gene Ontology annotation, molecular function: metal ion binding; RNA endonuclease activity; nucleic acid binding.